AUGAGGACCUUAGUUGAGGCUGCAGUUGCGACGAGAGCCGAUGACAGCCACUACUACUGGCCUCCUGUCUGCUCGCGACGUGGCUGUGAGCGCAGCGCUUUUUUGGGAGUGUUUUUUACUCGCCUUCCGCCGCUGUGCGCUGCUUGGUAUGCGGACGAGGAACUGGCCGAUUUGUCGCCGGUGUCAUCGAAGAACGACUGCGAUGGCCGCUGUUGCUACGUUGUAAACGAUUAUGACGACGCUGGCAAUAGAAAUUUGCCUUCUUUGUCUGCGUCCCCGUUUUCGUUGUCGCCAUCCUCACCGUCUUCUCGUUCGUCUUCGACCAAAAGACCAUUCGUCACCGGGUCAGCGACGCCAGGCUCUAUGUCUCUGAGUUCAUUCGUCGUACCGACUACACACAAGUCUCUGCCGCGAUGCAGGGAUUCUCCGGCAGUCGCUUCCUACUGUGGAGGAGUACCUCAGCAGCCUUACCUCAUCGCUCGGCACCCAUCGAUGUGCUGCGAUGACAGUGUCGUGUUCAUGGUUAACAACCAUCGUGGCCAGACUUCGUCAAAUGACUCAGCAUCAACCGCAUCUGAUUAUGUUUAUGAACUGUCAGACGACUUCCGCCAGAAGCAGGUCGAGGCGUUGGAACGCCGCUACGGAGGCCGCUUGGUCGCACGUCGGGCAGCGAUCACGAUUCAGCGUGCCUACCGUCGCUACUCGAUGGCCCGCAAGUUCGCCAACCUCCGUCAAAAGAGAGGAACCGGACGUGUUGUGCACUUCUUCACUGACAGCGGUUUGCCCUCGCCAUCACUAGAUCAACGAAACAUGAGCUUCAAAGAAAAGGCUGGUUAUCAGCUGACCGAAUGUGGUGGAAAUUUCAGGCCAUCGGGUUCCGCUGCCGUUGUUAUAAAUCGUGGCGAAGCCGUGCGAAUACGCAACCAGCCGUUGCCAUCGUCGUCUUCGUCCGUCUCUGAUACAGGUACUGACCAUGUGGAUCGAGGUCGUGGUCCGUGCAACCAGCCGAGUGCUGCUGACUCGCCCACGUCAACUGGUCCCGGAAAAAGCACGCAAUUCGCACUGUCGUCAUCCAACUACAAGAUUUUAUCCAAUCAGCGGGAGGUGUUCCUACGUGACGGCGGUGACAGUUUUAGAAAUAAAUGCCAGUGCGACGCCUUGGACUUGGGCGAACAUCCGUUGGAGCCGUCCCCACAGCAUUUCUAUUGCUCCCUGGCUACCUAUGACAACCUUACGACUUUCCGUGGCCCCUGGCACAAAGAAGAGCCAACCGGCACCCAUUGGAUACCGCGGAGCGAUGCCUCAUCGUCUGUUCCGGUCACUCCUCCAACAGCGGCUGCCUGUGCUCCACCUUUGGUCACGUCGGCCGGCAGUUCGGAUGGUACUAUGCACAAAAUCAUGCCGUCUGUGUUUCCAGUAUGGAUCCCGCGGAUGCAGGUCGUUCGCAACGGUGCAGCGUCCAAUAUCGUUGUACCCGUGAAAAAUUUUCCCUACUCUUCCGAUUUCGCCGCUCAGUCGCUGUCGUCGCCCUCUUCGUCUUUUACGUCACCGCCACCCCCUCCUUCAUUGCGACAGGUGCACAAGAAUGAAGGAAUCACUUCCUGCCACGACACCGUCCCUAUAGUUGUACCUUCGACCUCUGCCAGAAGUCAGGAACAAAACGAGAUGAUCCGAAAACGGAUGUAUCGCAUUGCACUCAACUUUUUCAACAAAAAGCCGGAGCGCGGCAUCCAACUGUUGGUUCAGUACGGAUUUGUUGACGGUACCCCGGCAGCAGUAGCCAAAUUCCUUCUCGUUCGCAAAGGACUCAGUCGACAGAUGAUUGGCGAAUUGUUGGGCAACUUGCAGAACUCGUUUUGUAUGGCCGUUCUUGACUACUUUGUCAGUGAAAUUGACAUGCAUGAUUUGGAGAUCGAUGUGGCAUUGCGACUGUUCCAAUCACACUUCCGUUUGCCUGGUGAGGCGCAGAAGAUUGAACGCAUCAUGGAA
This is a messenger RNA of Soboliphyme baturini, 1989 nucleotides long. The record is from the annotation of a GenBank genome assembly. Lineage: Eukaryota; Metazoa; Nematoda; Enoplea; Dioctophymatida; Soboliphymatidae.